Molecule: messenger RNA, 4535 nt
Organism: Patiria miniata (bat star)
Lineage: Eukaryota; Metazoa; Echinodermata; Asteroidea; Valvatida; Asterinidae
Product: neuroligin-3-like
Exons: 8
Coding region: 1-2148 (715 amino acids)
Biological process (GO): presynaptic membrane assembly; synaptic vesicle endocytosis; modulation of chemical synaptic transmission
Cellular component (GO): membrane; cell surface; synapse
Molecular function (GO): signaling receptor activity; neurexin family protein binding
Source: RefSeq, a predicted model, not a curated record
AUGAAACCAAGAGAUGGCGAUGGAACCGAAACAGACACAGAAGGAAGCGUCAGUUUCGCCGGCGACGCGCCCCCGGUGACCGGCAGCGAGGACCCGGCGGGCUCUUGGGACGCCGAGACGUGGAGUGAGGCCGGCAGCUGGAGCCAGCAGGGCUCGGAGGCCGAGGAGCAACCCGCGGACCAGCCCGGAGGUACCGGCGACCAAGAGGGCGGUGACCGCGGCGGUGCCGAGGAACCCAUGGGGGACGACACGGGCCCGCCGGUCGAUGGCUACCCGGUCAUGGUCUUCAUUCACGGCGAUGGCUUUAAGGAAGGAUCGGGGAGCAUGUAUGAUGGCAGCGUACUCGCCAGUUACGGGGACGUCAUUGUUGUCACUUUUAACUACCGUCUCGGAAUUUUAGGUUUCCUGAGCACAAAUGACGGGGCGGCAAGAGGAAACUACGGCCUGCUGGACCAGAUACUGGUCUUGAAGUGGAUCAACCAGAACAUCCAGAGUUUUGGUGGAGAUCCCCGUCGCGUGACUGUGUUUGGCGUCGGCUCAGGAGCAGCGUGUGCUGGAAUUUUGAUGGUGUCAAAUAUGACUUCAGGUCUUAUAUCUGGAGUCAUAGCGCACAGUGGUUCAGCCAUUGCCCCGUGGGCAAUCACGAGAGAACCUCGCAAGUUCGCCAAGAUGGCGGCCACCGAGAUAGGCUGCGAAGCACCAACCACCUACCAAAUAGUGGACUGCUUACGACAGGUCCGAGCCGAGGAGUUCCAGCUCCUGGACGUAGAGGCCCCGCUCUACUACAACGCCUUCGCCCCGACGGUGGACGGCGGCGUGCUCGAGGACCACCCCGCCGUGCUGUUCCAAGAAAUCUCCCGCGGCCAGAGGAAGAUGAGCUGCGCCGGCUGCUCCUACAUGACGGGAGUGACCAGGAGCGAGGGGUUCAUGUACGUCGGCGAGGACGCGGACGGGGCUGGUAAGCUGGACCCCGAGGUCUUCAAUCACAUCCUGGACGGGUUCGUGCAGAACAACUACGGUAGCAAUAUGCAUGCUGGUAACGUCAUCAAGAAGGCAAUCUACUACGAGUACAUCGACUGGGGCGGCGGAGAGGGCAACCCUUUCACGCUGAGCGAGAGCGCCAUUGACAUCAUCACCGAUGACCUCUGGGUGACCCCGGCCAUCAGGUCACUCAAGAUUGCCGAAGUGAUGGGACUGGACACGUACCUCUACACCUUCGGCCACCGCUCCAAGAUGGACGCCCACCCCAGAUGGGCAGGAUCUGUUCACCUGUCCGACAUGCCGUUUGUCUUUGGUUCCCCGUUGAUACCCGGCCCUCUUGGUAUCUUCAUGGAGAACUUCACUAAGGGCGACGCUUCGGUCAGCCUGGCCGUCAUGACUUACUGGACCAACUUUGCCAAGACAGGGAACCCAAAUAGACCAGUGCCCCAGACUCCUAGGAAGAUCCACCGGCAUUACAAGGUGGCAUUCCCGUACGAGACCCUGGAUCCCUGGCCUACGUACAACGACGGCUCGCAGCAGUUCAUCCACAUCGGAAUCUCCCCGAGGAUCCGAGACUUCUACCGGCUGCACAAGAUCUCCUUCUGGGAGGAGCUAGUGCCAGAGAUCAGCCGCGCGUUCCCGGCCGACGUGGUGCCGCACUACGUGGCCCCCACCCAGCCCGCACCAACCGGCAUGACCACCAUUUCGGAUCCCGGCCCACUGACCACUUCAGCGGCGCCCCGGACCACUGACGCUAGCAAUGAGAUACCGAACAAUGUACCCACCGCAUCGGCGGCGGUAUCACAGGGUAACGAGAUACCGGUGGGCCCUGUAAAACAGGACGAACCGUCCGAGCAGAACUUCAAAGUUGAGCUCAGCGUCGUCAUUGCGGUGGGAGGCUUUCUCUUGCUUCUUAACGUCCUCGUCCUAGGAACUAUAUAUUACAUGCGGGACCGGCGGAAGCUGGAGACCAAGUUGGCUGCGAAAUACCUGGCGCAACAGGAGGAACGGAGGCAGCAGCAGAAGAUGUCCGAGGGGGCGGGAAGCCGGCUGGCCGCCGCCAACAACCACGGAACGGCCUCGCCCGCACACCGCGGACUCAAUCACAACAUGAACAGGAACAGUGUUACCUUCGGCAAUGAUGGGGUCAUUGAGUUCCAAGUAUAAUCUCUUCCAGCAGUAUAAUCGCUUCUCGUUCACACCCAUCACCCGUUGGAAUCCCUUCUGAUGGCGGCCAGAGCAUACUGCCUGGAACGAUGAGUUUCCACCGGUUUUUCUUGGAACCAAGCAAGCUCACCGAAUAAGGUUUCAUGUCAAAGAGUGCAACCGCAAACCUAUUCUCUUACUGGCUUUACCAUGCAAACCUUCAAUUCAUAUACCCAGAACGAUGCUUAUCUAAAACACCUCCAUCACCAACACGGACCUAUUCAACACUUGGAGGCAGCAAACACGUUUCCAUGUUGGUUUUAGCAAACAGAGUUCUGUAUCGAGGGGUUCUAAACACCAGUUUUUGUCUCCUGAAUUUGCUUCCGGCUCAAGCAAAUUCAUGAUGAUAGACCUCUGAAUAACCACCUGGAGGUCCAGUUACUAACGCAGUAUCCAACAAGGUUUGGAAAAUGCCAGCUGUUCAAAAUACUCAUCAAAAUAUAAUUUGGUGCUGGAUAACCACAGAAGGUAACUUAACAAACUUCAUCAAGACCUGUAUAAGCCUUAAACUCGGUAAGGGCAGAACGUUUUCGCUUACAAAGUAACGAAGUUCGCUAUCAUCUCACGAUCAGUGUUUGUAUUAUAAUAAUGCUAACUGUGCCACGACAAUAAUACAUGUGAUGUAAAAUUUCUCAUAUUUUGUGAUUUAAUAUUAUACCUGUAAGGACUAUAAUGCGUCGGUAUUGAUGCAUCAUUCUUGGUACAACUUUCCUGUUGAUAGGAAAAGGGGUGUGACAUCCGAUAGUGAAUAGGGGCAGAAAGGCGCCGUGCUGGUUUUUUUUUGGGGGGGGGGGAUACAGCCAGUCGAAAUGUGAAAAACUACAAUUCAAUCAAAUAAACUGUUAUCGUCAAAUUUGUAAGUUUAGGAUUAAACUUAAAAUGUAACGUGUUACACUCCCCGUAAUUUCGGAUUGAACACUCGUUUUAGAGUUUAGUUCAGUAACCAAAUGGUCAAAUCGAACAACAAAAUUAUAUCUUGCCCUGAAGCCGUCACAGUCACAGACGUUCCGGCCAUUAAUGAAUACGGUUGGUUGUUAUGCAUUGUCGUUAUGGUUUAUGGGGCGUUAACUGUUUUUUUUUUUUAAAUAAUUUUGUACAUAAUUGUGUAGAUAAGUUGUAUGUAAUCGCGUAUACUAAUUAAUGUUUUGCAUCUCAUGGCAAGAAAAUUAUGUCCUUUUUAUACGUGCCGAUUGAAAUAUCUGAAAAUGUUUCUAUACAAGUUUCACUAAAAAUGGUGUACCGUUGUUUGUAUAUCUUGAUAACUACUUUAGUAACUUUCCAAUUUAUAGUGUAUGUGUGUAGUCAGUAGGCCUAGAAGGUAAUUAUCAUAGCCUCUCUUGCCUAUAACCGUAACCAACCUAGCAGCAAAAUCAAAAUUAACUCCGUUCACAUCUGUACUUACGUUUAAACACGUGUCCAUGCUUGAUGCUAAAAUAUCAGAUGGAUUGGCAUUGCAGACGAGGGCCCCAGUGCUUCAUGGUCUGUGGCGAGGAUGAAAGGUUAAUCUGUACUGAGAGGUUAGUCAGCUAUGAUGUACUUAUAAUCCAUGCAAUCCAAGCUGAAGCUCUCAGAAGCCUUGAGCAUCAAAAUAUCAUUUGAUGCUCGUCUGUCAUCAUCAUAAUAAUCAAUAUUAGUUUUGCCCUUCACCGACGUAUAAACACUGUAUAUACUCAGUGUGUUACCUCCCGAGUGAAAGCUUGGAAAAAAAAUCACCUGCAUGGGUGGGACUCGAACUGUCUCGAACCCAUGACCUCCUGCCUGAUCUAGUGCAGACGUAGACGUCUUACAACUGACCACCGAGCUUGCAAGAUGGGUUGGCUGGUUCGCAUCUAGUGUAGCAGCGGGUACCGCAAUUUAACCACCUAUAGGCUUAUUUAUCAUCAUAAUUUUCAUCUCCACCAUCGCCUUCGUCUUUUAUAUCACAAUAUCGCUACCUUGGGCGUAUUUAUGAAGCGCACAUGUCCAUCAGUAUUGGUGCUCAGGGCGCUACAUCAUUACCCCCUGCUGCUUGCAUGGACCCAUGAAAUAUUCCACAGACCAUCUCAGUAUAGUAGCCUACCUGUCCGAUAUACAAGCUCGAGGUGCUGGCAUUUCGGCGUAAAACAAUGAGCUAAAAACUCAGUCAUAUAGUAUAACCAUCUGCACGGGUACCCAUUCACUCCUGGCCGGUUGGGGAGAAGAAAGUAGUAACAAAGUGCCUGGCCUGAGGACACACGUAUACCACAACCCCAGGCUGGACUCGAACCCACAACCUGCAGAAUACCCCACAGAACUUUUACUAACCUCGAGGCCACGGCACUUCACCCCCUCCCCAUUCAUCAUCAUUCGAACUAUCGUCAUUAUCCUAA